Molecule: messenger RNA, 1674 nt
Organism: Fonsecaea pedrosoi CBS 271.37
Lineage: Eukaryota; Fungi; Ascomycota; Eurotiomycetes; Chaetothyriales; Herpotrichiellaceae
Exons: 2
Coding region: 1-1674 (557 amino acids)
Source: RefSeq, a predicted model, not a curated record
AUGUUCCCACGAUUCGAAGUCGCCGGGUUUGCCAUCACCUUGACGAUUGUGUUCUUGUUCGUCGGUCGGUUCAAGCCCUCGUUUCCGGACUUUGACGCGCCGUCGGUGGCGGACCUGGGGCUCUUCGAUCACCGCCACGACGACGUCGUCAAUAUCAACACCAAUAACCACAGGGGAGGACUCGGUCUGGGGACCGGGAGUAGUCACAGGUCCAGCCGGUUUGAUGACGUGCAGCCGGACGAUGCUAUCGAGGAUGUGCGGGUUGCCGAUGUCUUCCUUGACGAGGAGGCGGUCGAGGCGGAUGAACUGCAGCGGCAGCUUCAGCUGCAACAGGAGCAGGAGGAGGCAGCAGCAGCAGCAGCAGCCGCGAACAACGACAACAACUACAAUAUCAUGGAAGACGCCAUGAACUCGACGUUGGGCUUUGCAAAGGUCUUUGUCAUCUCCAUGCCGGAGAGGAGUGAUAAGCGAGACGCCUUCAGUCUGCAGGCACGGCUGUCCAACAUCUCGUUUGAGGUCCGAGACGGGGUCUCAGGGGCAGAUGUGUCGGUCAAGGCUCUUCCACACAGCUUUGCACAGGAUGCCGGCGCCACGGGCUGUUGGCGAGCACACCUGAACGUCAUGCAAGAGAUGCUCCGGGACAACAUCCAGUCCGCUCUGGUGUUCGAAGACGACGCGGAUUGGGACCUGGCCAUUAAGUACCAGAUGAUGCAGGCGGCACAAGCAACGCGGUUUGUGACCGCGCAGCCCGAAGACGAGAAGCCACUAUCGCCGUACGGCGAUUACUGGGACAUCAUCUGGUUCGGGCAUUGCGCAGCGCAGACAGACCCAGAGAACGACAGGAGGUACGUCGUGACGGACGACCCGACGGUGCUGCCGCCGUGGUCGAGGUCGGAAUUCGUCCAGCCCGACAUGUCCGUCUGGCAAGAGGACUCGGACGACUACCUCAACUUCCAGACCCGGAUCUACUUUCGGUCGAACUGGAAUUCGUGUACGGCGGCAUACGCCAUCUCCCUCCGUGGCGCGGAGAAGGUCGUCUUCACGCAGAGCAUGGUGCCCUUCAACGACCCGGUAGACAAUGGCAUGGGAGCCAUGUGUAACCGGCACACACUGGAUUUCACCUGCAUCGCACCGUUCCCCACGGUGGUGGGCAUUUCGAAACCAGCCGGCGCGUCAAAUCGAGGAAGCGACAUUCGCGGGCUAGAAGAUGUCCAGGUGAUCGAGGAAGGAUGGAGUGAACGGAUCAUGUAUUCGACGCGGCAAAACAUCCCUCGCAUCCUGACAGGACAAGAGGAUUUUUUGAGUGUCUUCUCCGAGGACUCGAUGCCUCCCAUGACGAUCCCGGACAUUGGGCGCGGCAUGGGACAUCCCGAAUGGGUCUGGAGGGGGACCAGGUAUUUUGACGAAGGCGAGUACCAGCAAGCGCGCGCCGGAGCGGCAGAAAAGGACAAUGAGGAGGGCAAAGCCGAGGAAGACGCAAAGUCGGAGGGCGACGAGUGGACGAGUCCGAUCGAGGAGGAGACGGAAGAUGCUCAGCCAGACAGCGAGGGAGAGGAGACGUCUACCUCAGAAGGGGGCGAAGAAGAAGAAAAGGAAGCUUCCGAAUCCACAGGCUACUCGAAGAAGCAGGGGUCACAUCGAGAGGAGGCGGAAGCUGGAGAAUCCGGGGGUUGA